Molecule: messenger RNA, 3260 nt
Organism: Xyrauchen texanus (razorback sucker)
Lineage: Eukaryota; Metazoa; Chordata; Actinopteri; Cypriniformes; Catostomidae
Product: transmembrane and coiled-coil domain protein 3-like
Exons: 4
Coding region: 210-1643 (477 amino acids)
Cellular component (GO): endomembrane system
Source: RefSeq, a predicted model, not a curated record
UCGAUCUCGAUCUCGAUAAAUGUGCACAAUGGUUGAGCUAGUGAGUGAAUGUGUAUGUGUGUGUGUCUCGCGCAGAUUACAAAGAGAGGAAUCUCUACGGAGAGAGCGCGCGCGGCGCCCGCGACCGAACCACCGUAAACAGGCGGGCGAGAGUCCAGUUUCUCAGGACCGAGCAGACUGAACUAUGUUCAUCGCCGACAGAACUUUACAUGCACUCGAGAGGAACACUAUUUUUACACUGCGAAAUGGUGGAUCGAAGCAGCGAUUUGAACACACUCAGCGUGCCAAUGGUCAUGCGUAGAGGUGGCUCGGAGACAUGUUUAGACCUGGCAGUGACAGAACUAGUUGGACGAGACACCCCGCGAUCACGUUUUGGCCAGAACAGCCUGCAGCAGAAAGUUCUCAAGGUGAAAGAGCAGUUGCGAAUAGAGCAAAAUUCGCAGGAUGAGAACGUGGCUGAGUAUCUCAAACUCAUUAACAGCGCCGACAAGCAGCAAAGCAGCCGCAUUAAACAAGUGUUUGAGAAAAAGAACCAGAAAACGGUGCACAAUAUUGCUCAACUACAAAAGAAGCUGGAGCAGUAUCAGCGCAAGAUGAAGGAGUAUGACAUCUCGAAUGGGACCAAACAUACGCCACCACACUCCAAAGACAACAACGGGUUUCCAAAAGACAACUUCAAGGAGAGCAUGGUCACAGGUAGUGGACGGCACCCACAUUUGGAUAAGGUCAAAACGGUUGGCCCGGGAGUCUCGCUGUCACCGCCUUUCUUCUUCAGCAAGUCCAGAGAGAUUGCAAACCUCAUUCGCAACAAGUUCGGCAGUGCAGACAAUAUUGCACACCUGAAGAGCUCUAUGGAGACAGGAAGCGGGCUACAGGUGGAAGCAGGAAGUCGAGCUUUGAGUGGUAGUGCUACGCUAACCUCUAAACUCAAAUACCCCAGCGAUGACGAGUGCUCCUCGGAGACGUCCGUAUCCGUGGAGAGCAAUGGUCAUGUGAGUGGAUCAGGUGCGACAGGGCAGCACAGUGGAUCUGGGAAGGAAGUUGGACAUUGCGACAGCAGCAGCCGGAUGGUGGAGGUCUGGGAGGAGAUCAGGGAAUUGAGGGAUGCUCAGAAUCUAGUGGCUGAAGACAUCGAGAGCCUAAAGACCCAGUUUAAAUGUGAAUUUGAGCAUGUUACGCAAACACUACAGGAGGAGCGCUACAGAUGUGAGCGAUUGGAAGACCAGUUAAACGACCUCACAGAGCUCCAUCAGAACGAGACCGCAAACCUCAAACAAGAGCUAGCUAGCAUUGAGGAGAAGAUGGCCUAUCAGGCCUAUGAACGAGCCAGAGAUAUCCAGGACGCAUUGGAGGUUUGUCAGACGCGAGUGAGCAAGUUAGAGUUGCAGCAACAGCAGCAGCAGGUCUUGCAGUUGGAAAGUGCAGAUGCCAAAGUGCUGCUGGGAAAAUGUAUCAACAUUAUGCUGGCCAUAGUCACAGUGAUACUGGUGUGCGUCUCUACGGCUGCUAAGUUCUCAGCGCCGCUACUACGGAGUCGUCUUCACAUGCUUGGGACUUUUGUAUGUGUGUGUCUACUGGCAUAUAGCUGGAGCAACUGGGAGCAUUUACAGUAUGCCGUAGAACAUAUGCUGCUGCCCAGAUGAGGGUCAGUGGCAUUCUCAUCCUAUAAAGUGCACCUUCAUAGACUUCCCCCUUCACAUUGUUACUGUCGCAGGACAGUGGCUUUAAUAAACACUUUGUUUGUGUGUGUGUGUGUGUGUGUGUGUGUGUGUGUGUGUGAGAGAGAGAGAGAGAGAGAGAGAGAGAGAGAGAGAGAGAGAGUAUUCAUGAUAUACUGUAGCAGAAACGGGUCCAACUCUAUGACUGUAUUGUGUUCGAUUGUGUAUCGAUUAACAUGUUUCUAUUUGUUUGCUGUGUCUUAAGAAAAAGAUUCACACUUUUUACAAUUCUGUUUUAUGUGCCGCUUUUAGUUGGACUUGAUAAGGGGCAACAGCCUGUUUAGGUAAUUCUUACUAAAACAUGUGUGGGUCAUAUUUCUCUCCAGAAAACAUGGACAAUUUUUAAGUUAUAUUUUGUAUAAUAAAAUGGUGCUUUUUUUUUUUUGUGGUCCAUUUCACUUUUGUUUUUUCCAGUGUGGCAUUAUUUUUAAGACAGUUAAGCACAUUUCCACCACAGAUAUUCUCAAUUAAUAUUUUAUUAAAGCAGUAUAAAUUAAAGACAUUCCUAAAACUACUGUUAUGUAUGAAUACUUAACAUUUUCUAUCUUUCUUCUGCAUUAUGGUAACGAUUUUAUUUCCCUCAUUACAGUAAUGAGAAUUAUAAGGAGGAAAUUUGCUAUAUUGUCAGAAAAAUAAUGUCAGAAAACAAAAGUCCUAAUGAUGGGCUUUAUUUUUUAGCUAAAUCAAGCAAAAAAUUUUAUUUUUGGGGCAAAAUAUGACCUGUACAUGACUUUCAAAAGCUGCAAGAUUCAUCAGUUUACUAAGAUAAAAUAUGCUAGGAUUUUUUUGUGCUAUUGAUAAGGCCUGAAGUUCUUUUCACUGGCGCUUUUAAGCAUGAUGCCCAUGUUAAAACAUUGUUAUUCUGCAGUUUGUGCAAUGGUGCCCAGUACAGAGCACCAAAGACAAAAAAAGUUUGUUUGUUUUAUGAUAGAAAUGUGUUGGUGGUUCUAGAAACUAGAACAUGAGAAGGAAACAGAGUAUAUGUAACACGUUAACUAUUAACUGUUCUUAAUGGAAGUUAGAAUGGUUAUGCAUUUUAAUUUGCUUUGUUUAAUCUAUUCUUUCAUGAACCCCACAAUGCAAAGUUAUGUAGGCAUUUUUACACGCUCCCUUUGAGUGUAUUUGACCUGUGGUUUUGACUGAAGAUUUAAUAAACCACAAAAUCUGAGUAUGCACAUGAAUCUAAACUAAGAUUUGGUUAAUAAAUAAGUAAAGAUUUUAAGAUGCCUUUUUAUGCCCAUUUUAGAACUGAAAGGGAGAGAGGAAAUAAAGAGAUCUGAUCCUGGCAGUUUCCCUUUGCAGGAUAAUUUUGUGAAUAAUGUCUUAAUAUUUUUAUCUAACAGCAGAAUGAGUUUUCCUGAUGUAGAGCCUCUGUUAACUUGUUCUCUGCUCUGAGCAUGAGGGCAAAUUGUUUUAUUUGUUUAUACAUGCUACAGUGUUUUCUUGUAAGUCUAUAUGAAAAAUUCUCUAAACUGAAAAAUAAAUGGCCUAAUUUUUCUCUAUUUGUUCAUUGUUUAUUUACCAUCUGGAACAAAAGUUGCU